GGGAAGGAAAAGGAACCUAGAAAGGUAAAGUUACAGGUUCAGUAGUUGGGCAUAGAGUCCUCGUUUGUCGAUUAAUGUGAAGUUACUAAAUCAUAGUGUUUCACUAAGGGUACCAUUUAGCAAAUGGCUGAUGUGUGCUGGCCUGUUUUCUGGAAAAGGCAGGGAUUCCUCUAGGACAGGAGAUCGUUUGCAAGUGUGGUGGCAGUAAUUUAUAACAACUCUGGUAAUGUUAUGUAAUAAUGUAGUAAUUUAUAACAAACUGUAGAUGUUGUGCUUAGGGAUGCAAUUUAGUGGGGGACCUGGCAGUGUCAGGUCAAUGGCUGGACUUGAUCUUAAAGGGCUUUUCCAGCCUAAAUGAUUCUGUGAAAUCCAGUGUAGUCUUCUGGUGUCUGCUAAGAGUGGAACAGAGUUAUGUGAUACAUAAACUUCUGCCUGGAUCCUUCCAAGUUGGCUUUAUUGUAAAGGGACUGUGAGUAGGCAGCCAGCCAGCCUAAUAAAAGUAUUUCAGUUUUGCUUGGAGCCUGGUGGUUCUCAAGGUCAGGGAAGGGAGGGAUUUUACAGGCCAGAAAGUGCUGUGUCUCUUAUUGUUACACCUCUGAAGAAAACACCUUAAUAGGCUUUAAGACAAGGUUUCUGUAAUUGUGCAGCAAAAGCUUCAGCCUUACCCCUUCAAGCAGAAGGGAAGGGCCGUGUAUUAUCAUGAAUCAUGUUUUUAGCACCUGUUCUUUCUCAGUUCAGGAUACUGAUAAAGUCCAGAUUUGGAUUGCAGUGCUGCAGAUGUGGUUUUAUCUUCUUUUUGCCUUUUUGGAAGAAAAGCUUUGUCAGACAGAUCCCUGUUCACCAUCUCUCAGCGGAGCUCUGGAGUCAGCAGGCUGGGAGAAACUGGCACGAGGUGAAGCCCGUUGGAGUAGCAGAACUGCAACUGGUGUGUUUACAUGCACGUGCAAGAGAGCAGGAGGGUCUGCAGGUGAUGGUGCCGGUGCCUGCCCACAUCUUGAUAAGCCAUGAGAGGUUAAGGGAAAUACUGAAAGAAGCCUCUCUCCCCCCAGAGGAUCCUGACACCCCGCUGUCAGUUACCUUGGCCAUAGUUGAGACAGAUUCCACAAUAGUCUAUUAUAAAAUGACUGAUGGCUUUGUAAUGCCAGACCCUCCUGAUGAUACUGAAGAUGGGGACAAUAAACAGUGGAGAAAGAAAAGAAAGAAGCUUUUCAAAUGAUUAGGACAAAACCAAAGACUUCUCUUGAACUCCCGUGCUCAAACCUAAACAAAUCCAGGAAGCGAUGUGUGUAAAUAAGGGCUGUGCUACCCUCUGCCCUGGCAAAUCAAGGAUCUGGUCAGGGAGAACAGAGGCUUGUGCAGCUGCACUGUAAUGAAAUGCCAUUUGGGGUAUGAAAUGGGUCAUGCUUUGAGACAGAUUGAUCCUGACUAAUAAAUGUACUUGUGAGAUGUU
Lepidothrix coronata (blue-crowned manakin) is the source of this 1450-nucleotide messenger RNA. RefSeq names its product tRNA splicing endonuclease subunit 15 (gene TSEN15). The transcript has 3 exons. Bases 707 to 1216 code for a protein of 169 amino acids. Lineage: Eukaryota; Metazoa; Chordata; Aves; Passeriformes; Pipridae. Gene Ontology annotation, biological process: tRNA splicing, via endonucleolytic cleavage and ligation. Gene Ontology annotation, molecular function: nucleic acid binding. The record is from RefSeq and is a predicted model, not a curated record.